AUGGCGUCUUUCUACUCUCGACUACUAGGAACCUGGGAACUUCUGUCCUUCACCGCCGCCAACAUUGACAAUCGAGAGGACGUGACCUAUCCAAUGGGGUCAGCGUGCAAAGGGCAGAUCAUGUAUAGCGAGGAUGGCUACAUGGCAGCUGUGCUACAAUGGGGUUAUGUUGAGCCUUACAAGACCGAUUGGAUUCGAGCCACAACAGAAGAGUUUGCCGACGCAGGAAGGAGGACUAUGGCGUAUUCAGGUCCCUUCUAUCUCGACGAGCAGUCGAGAGACAGUCAGGAAAUCCUGCAUCACGCCAAAAUCAGCAUUCCUCCCAACUGGGUCGAUACUGUUCAGCUUCGGCAGGCAGAAAUGACAGAGGAGCACGGCGAGACUAUUCUGACUCUAGGUCCCAAGUUUCCCAUGGAGCACGAUGGCAUGAAACGAAUCCUGCGACUGCGAUGGCGCAAAUGCCCGCGGAACGACACACGCAAGGCACCAGCUGAGGCAGGAAUGUGA
Capronia coronata CBS 617.96 is the source of this 507-nucleotide messenger RNA. RefSeq lists its product as uncharacterized. The coding region runs from base 1 to 507 and encodes 168 amino acids. Lineage: Eukaryota; Fungi; Ascomycota; Eurotiomycetes; Chaetothyriales; Herpotrichiellaceae. The record is from RefSeq and is a predicted model, not a curated record. The transcript has a single exon.